Debaryomyces hansenii CBS767 is the source of this 969-nucleotide messenger RNA. Its product is annotated as 25S rRNA (uracil2634-N3)-methyltransferase. Gene Ontology annotation, cellular component: cytoplasm. Gene Ontology annotation, molecular function: rRNA (uridine-N3-)-methyltransferase activity. Gene Ontology annotation, biological process: rRNA base methylation. The record is from RefSeq and is a predicted model, not a curated record. NCBI's taxonomy places the organism in Eukaryota, Fungi, Ascomycota, Pichiomycetes, Serinales, Debaryomycetaceae. The transcript has a single exon. The coding region runs from base 1 to 969 and encodes 322 amino acids.
AUGGCAAAGAAAUUAAAAGGUAAAUUAGUGAAUAGCAAAGGAUUGAAAGGUGCCUUAGCACGUCUUACUACCAAGGAAGAAAUAAUUAAGAAAACGGAGAAAUCCAUGGAAAUUCAAAAGGACAAACAAGCAUUGAAGGAAAAGUCCAUAAAAAGUGGAAAACGAAACAAGAAGAAAGCCCAAAACCAACAGAUUCAGCAAAAAGGCUUACAGCCUUUCAAUAUUGAUGACAAACUCUUACUUGUUGGAGAAGGUGACUUUUCAUUUGCAGUAUCUAUAAUAAAGGAGAAUUUCAUAAAGCCAGAGAAUCUCAUAGCGACCAGCUUCGAUUCUAAAGAUGAAAUAAUACAAAAAUAUCCUACUGUCGAACAAAACUUGAAUUUUCUUAUUGACGAAGGAGUACAGUUAUUACAUAGUAUUGACGCUACUGAUCUCGUAUCUUCGUUGAAGUUGAACACUACGGCUAAGAACAAGAAGAAAGCAAAAGCUAGAUUAUUUUCUGAUAAUAGGAAUUUGGACUACAUUAUGUUCAAUUUUCCACACACUGGUAAGGGUAUAAAGGAUGUGGACAGAAAUAUCAUUGAUCAUCAAAAAUUAGUAUUGAACUACUUCAAGAGUUGUAGAGCAGUCUUUAACUUGGUGAAUAAUGAUAUGGAGAAUGAUUUUGCAGGAUAUGCAUCUAGUGCAGUAAACGAAAACAAAGGCAAGAUUCUUUUAACUCUAUUCGAAGGUGAACCAUACACUUCUUGGAACAUUAAGAUAUUGGGUAGAAGUGAAGAUUACAAAGUCGAACGUUCAGGAAAAUUUAGCUGGCAAAUGUUCCCAGAUUAUCACCAUAGACGGACUAACAGUGUACGUGAUACAACUAAGCCCGCAUCAGAGAGAGACGCAAGAAUAUACGUGUUCGAACAAUUUACUAAGAAGGAUGAUAAGAGAAAGAAAACCGAUGAUUCUGAUUCGGACAAUUGA